CUAGAACCCCACUACAGAACGUGAAAAUUACAACGUCGCCCAAAAAAAAGUUUCGAUUGAAUCUCAAUUUCCGUGAGAGAGUUGGAAUCGCGGCGAACGCUCCUUUGUCUCCGAAACGCACCGCAAUUCACCCUCUCAUCCGCAGAAUCGAUUAUUCGACAGAAAAAACGGAAGAAAUCGCAAUCAUGGCUGCCGAUACUGAGCCGUUUCUUCACCUAUCGCGUCCCUUGGCGCCGACGAUGUUGAACUAUCAACAUAAUAUUGCCCCGCUCUCCGUCAACAUCCAACCUCAAGCCAUCCUCUCCAUCCUCGACCAUGCCACCCGCCGGGACAUGCGCCCGGCGCCGAACUCCUCGUCACGAGUAAUCGGCGCCCUAGUCGGAACGCGAUCCGAAGAUGGCAGCGAAGCCAACGUAUCAUCCUCCUUCGCGAUCCCGCACACGGAGAACGAGGACCAAGUGGAAGUCGACGUCGAGUACCAGAAGAACAUGCUCUCGCUGCACCUGCGCGCGCACCCGCGCGAGACGCUGUUGGGAUGGUACACGACGAGCCACGAGCUGAACAGUUUCAGCGCGCUGAUCCAGAACUUCUUCGCCUCGCCCGAGACCGGAACCUUCCCGCACCCCGCCGUGCACCUCACCGUCUCCGCCGACCCCGGCGCCGACGUCCAGACGCGAGCGUACAUCUCGGCCCCCGUAGCCGUGAACGCCGAGCGCGCCUCCGAGUCCUGCCUCUUCAUCCAAGUGCCCCACAAGCUAGCCUACAACGACGCCGAGCGCUCCGCCCUCGACCUGAUCGGUUCCGCACGAGAAACCGAAGCGCGCUCCGCCCCCGUGAUCUCCGACGUGGAGUCUCUCACACGCAGCUUGGAGAACACUCUGGACCUUCUCGACCGAGUAUCCGAGUACGUAGGCGGCGUGAUCGAUGAGGAGCGAGAGCCGAACAACGCAUUGGGCCAGUACCUGAUGAGCGCGCUGUCGCUAGCGCCGAAGGUGGACCCGGCGAGCAUCGAGUCCGACUUCAACAACCACGUGCAGGACGUGCUGAUGGUGAGCUACCUCGCGAACAGCAUCCGCACCCAGAUCGACCUGAGCCAGCGACUGGCCACGGCCGUGCUGGCCUCCGAUGGCGAUAAGGCCGAGGGUAAGGACGGCGGGGACAAGGACGGCAAGCCGGAGCGCGGCGAGCGUGGUGGGAAGAGGGGUGGUCGCGGUGGACGAGGUGGCCGUGGUGGUGGACAGCAGCGCGAGCCGCGAGAGCCGCGCGAGACGGGCGAGUGAAUAGUCGCUAUCUACUAAGCGCGUCCCCGUCGAGAAGAAGUCCAUUACCAGGGUAGUUAGGUACUAGAGAUAUGGGGGUUUAACAUUAUGUAUGUCAUGGGCAAAGGAAGUGACUAGGCCACCUCCCCAAAGGGUCAAGGCAAAAUUCGGGAGAAGUCAGCAUUGAGGAACGGUCAGGGGUUAGGGUUAGGGAGGGGGAACGGUAACGUGGAUCAAGCCAGCCAUUCUAGCCAACGCGUCUCGCGUCUCAUCGUUGCUUGCUAUCCGUCCGUUUGGUAUUGCAAAUACAUACAUACACACAUCCAGCACGCGUGGCGAAAGGGGGGCGGGCCUUAAGGACAUCCAUCGAGUAGUCUAGAGACAAGAAAAACAAAAAGGUCGCAAGCAAAGCAAUGCAUGUAUGUAUGUAUGUUGUGUGAAGAUACGCAAUUGAAGGGUAUACUAGGCGUUUAAUUAAGGGGUUCUUCGGUGUUAGAAAAGAAAAGAAAAGAACGCUAUUACGGCAACGAAUAACCAGAAGACAACGUCUCUCUUCCCAAAGAAGGGGGCCUAGCUUCAACAAUCGUAC
Molecule: messenger RNA, 1848 nt
Organism: Annulohypoxylon maeteangense
Lineage: Eukaryota; Fungi; Ascomycota; Sordariomycetes; Xylariales; Hypoxylaceae
Product: Mov34-domain-containing protein
Exons: 2
Coding region: 186-1280 (364 amino acids)
Biological process (GO): translational initiation
Cellular component (GO): eukaryotic translation initiation factor 3 complex, eIF3m
Molecular function (GO): metallopeptidase activity; translation initiation factor binding; translation initiation factor activity
Source: RefSeq, a predicted model, not a curated record